AUGUACAGUACAUACUCACCCAUAUACCACCUUAAUUGUUUCGAUUUCAGCUCACACUUCACCAUUGCUACACUUGCUGCUAUGUCGUUCUUCAUGGAAAAUCUCGAUGAGGACUCGGAGUAUGGCACGAUCGACACAUUUGAUCCCAAGCGCGAGCUCAAACUGGCGGCGAGACACCAGAGCUGGAUCAAGUUUUUGCAGCGGUACUCUGAGUGCGAAUUGGACUUAUCUGUGAUAUCCAAGCCCAAAAGCUACCCCGAAGAGUAUACAUACCUGCAUCCACCGGACUGCUGGAACGAGUUUGAACGACUGCUGAACCUCGAAAUGGUGCGUCGCCAACCGCAAUGGCAGGACGUGUCUUUCUUCAAACAGCUGAUGCGACUGUGUUUGGAAUCCACCAAUACAGAAUCCGUCACUAUCUCCUUCAUGGAUCGGUUCACACAGACGGUGGCUUUCAGCAUGGGCAAGCGCGGCUUUGAAAUGACUGUACCCCGAAAGCGGUCUCUGGAUGCCCAUGCAGUUCUUUCAGCUUCAAACUUGAUUUUGCUAGAUACCCGUCUUGACUGGAGGACUAAGAAUCAUCCGAUGGUUGUGGACAAGCCCCAUAUCCUGUUUUACGCUGGUGUUCCAUUGAAGACUUUGAACGGCUUUUCCAUCGGAGUACUUGCCGUAUACUCCAACAUUGCCCGAACUUCGCUUCCCAAAAACCUCUCUCGCUCCCUGUCAGACUACGCAGAUGUCAUCAUGACCCAUGUUUGUGGGCAACGAAAAGCCAUGGUCAACCAUCUCCAUGCCUACCACGAGUCUCUCCAGGAUGUCCUGCGCGUCCCCCUCGACUCGGAAGGCGCACUUCUCAAGUCUCCAGUCUUUGAAGAGGUCAAAUACAUACCCCCCGCGUUUCUCAAGACGCUGGACGGCCUUACAAAGUCCGCGACUAUCAGUCGCGCCUGUGGAAUGAUUGGAGAGCGCAUGAGAGGAUCCUGCGUAGUAUACGUUGCCGAAGUUUCCAUCACCACCAUAAGAAAAUGCAGCUCUCAGGACUUCAUCUACAAGACCCGAGUUCCAGUGCCUCGCAUCUUGUCCAGCCGCUUAUCUUCGCCCGUGUCUACUGAGACGUCUGUCAGAGUGAUUCAUGCUCUUGACAAGGAUACUCGCAACCAUUCGAUGCUCGAUUCACAUAUUCUUGGCCAGGCUUUGCUGUCUGAUACAGGCAUCUGUCACAAUAACAGCCAUACCAGCCCCCUUCCAGCUCAGGUGUGCGUGGGCUUCAGGAAGUACCAUCCCACGGUCGGACUGGCUCCCGGCUCAAGUAAGUGCGGAAGCCAUGUGUAUGUGGAGCAAAAGAUGACAGGAUUGGUGCUUGGAGGUAUUUGUUUUGAGAGCCGGUUGAUGUUUGAGGAUGUCAAUGCAUUCAAGCAGGUGGGUAGGGCGUUAGAUGCAAAGCUGAAGGAGUAA
This is a messenger RNA of Yarrowia lipolytica CLIB122, 1455 nucleotides long. RefSeq lists its product as uncharacterized. NCBI's taxonomy places the organism in Eukaryota, Fungi, Ascomycota, Dipodascomycetes, Dipodascales. The record is from RefSeq and is a predicted model, not a curated record.